Molecule: messenger RNA, 740 nt
Organism: Arachis duranensis
Lineage: Eukaryota; Viridiplantae; Streptophyta; Magnoliopsida; Fabales; Fabaceae
Product: LOB domain-containing protein 25-like
Exons: 2
Coding region: 221-721 (166 amino acids)
Source: RefSeq, a predicted model, not a curated record
UCUUGUCAUUGUAUUUGCGGGUUUCUCUCAUCUUGUCCUGCAACUAACUAGGGUUUUUCUUUUUCUCCUCUGAACUCUCACAUCCAAUAGUAAAUUCCCCAAGAAUUCUCUGGGUGUUCUUCACAGACUUCUUUUUCACUUUCAUCAUUAAAAGAAUAUAGAUCUUGAAAGAGCUUCUACAACAAGGGCGAAAAAAAAGAGAAAAUCAUCAUCAUCAAUCAUGGCGUCUUCAAGCUAUUCGAAUUCACCCUGCGCUGCCUGCAAGUUCUUGAGAAGGAAAUGCAUGCCGGAUUGCAUCUUCGCGCCGUAUUUCCCACCGGAAGAGCCUCAAAAGUUCGCGAACGUUCACAAGAUAUUUGGGGCAAGCAACGUGAGCAAGCUUCUGAAUGAGGUGCAACCCCAUCAGAGGGAGGACGCCGUGAACUCUCUGGCGUACGAGGCGGAGGCGCGAAUCAAGGAUCCGGUCUACGGCUGCGUUGGGGCCAUUUCAGUGCUCCAGCGGCAGGUGAUUAGGCUCCAAAAGGAACUUGAUGCCACAAAUGCAGAUUUGAUCCGCUAUACCUGUAAUGAGAUGACAACUUUGCAUGAUGGGAGAAGAAUUGGUGAAGCUUCUUCCACUUUUUCUCAAUCUCCUAGUGCUUAUUAUUAUCCAUCUCCUUGGAACAAUGAUCCUUGUGCUGGGGAUGCUGGAUUUCACAGAGGAGGUGGUAACCAUAUGUGAUCAUUAUUAUCUUAAUGAU